GGGGGAUCGUGGCGUUGCGCUUGAAUGUAGGCCUCGUGAAGUGUCGAGUCACCGGCCAGGCAACAGUCGAACCCUCGUUGCUUCCUCGUCGCACAAAGCCUGGGUUUCUGGGCGUCUCGUAGUUCGUGAAGUCUGAGUUCCGGGAGAAGUGAGGCAAAGAUCCUUGGAUGUCGAUCCGUAAGUCUAUGGUAUGUCGCCGUCAGGCAACACUCUUCUUAUUCUCGUUGCUCAGCCUUACUGCACCCGCCCAAAGCCCGGGGUUCCUAUCCCUAUUUAUGCCUCCUCGAAAUCCAUUUCUUACCUACGAAGAGUCCCGGUCCAGGGCACCGGGUAGCUCACCAGGCCAGCCUAGUCCCAGCAAAGUCGCUGGUCGCGUGGGGUCACUCAACGGGUCGUCCGGAAGGCUCUCACGCACGGAUGAAACUCGUGAAGUCCCAAGAAAGGCUGAAUGAGGCUACCGAUCGGUCUAUCUGACCAGCCGCAGCACGCGACGGUGACG
This is a messenger RNA of Paraphaeosphaeria sporulosa, 499 nucleotides long. RefSeq lists its product as uncharacterized. Bases 168 to 452 code for a protein of 94 amino acids. The transcript has a single exon. Lineage: Eukaryota; Fungi; Ascomycota; Dothideomycetes; Pleosporales; Didymosphaeriaceae. The record is from RefSeq and is a predicted model, not a curated record.